AUGAGUGCCGGUAACUUAGAUCAACUUCAAAGCUACAUCAAUGAGCUUAACAGUGCGGCCAAGGUCAUUACAGAUCAUUGCAACCCUUAUAUCAACACUGGUUCUGCGUCUCAUAUAUCAAUACCUCCCAAUGCGCCGAGUGAGAUUCAUCGCGCAAGACGCAAUCUACUCGCUGUGGCUACGCGGCUGCAGACAUUACUAGCGGAACCGGUGGACUUCAUCCAGCAGCUAGCCAGUCAAAACCAACUGCUUGCUUGUCUGCAAUGGCUUGGAGAAUUCCAAGUCCUCGCCUAUAUUCCCCUCGAUGGCGUUGUGCCGGUCAGGGACAUCGCAGAGCUUGCCGAUGUGCCUGAAACAAUUCUCUCUAAAGUCGUACGCAUGAUGGCAACGGCUGGAUUUCUGUCUCAACCACAGCCUGGAGGCAUCGCACCCACUGCCCUCUCCGCACAAUUCGUCACCAAGCUUUCCUACUUAGAUGCGGCCAUGUUCCUCGCCGAGACCGCUGCGCCCGUCUCGUUGAAGAUGGGCGAAGCGACGAGGAGAUUCCCACGCUCCAAUCUCCCAAAUGAGAGCGCUUACAGUGUGACCUUCAGUACUUCACAACCCUUUCAAGCAGUAUGCAGACAAAAAAGCAAGCUUUCGCGACAAUGGUGUGCAUACCUUCAAUGCGCCGAAGAUCCGGCUGAGAGUAUGAUGGAUAUACUAGGUAGAUUAGACUGGCGGAAUGUACGGAAAGCAUGUAUGAUCGAUGCUGGAGCUCCGUCAACAGGAAUGGCCAUGGCCCUCAUCGAACUUUACCCCGGCCUUCAUUUCAUUCUCCAAGUAGACACCGGAGUAUCACCAAGCGGCACAGAAGACUUUCAUCCUCGUAUUGAGGUCCAAAAACGGCAUUCCGGUUCAAUACAAGCUGUCAAGGAUGCAGCCCUGUACAUUGUUAAUCUACCAGCGCUCUCAUUCGGAACGCCCGGGCAGUCCCUAUCGGAUCGAGUUCUGGCAGAAUUGAGGGCUCAUCUCGGCGUACUCCGGUCAGAUUCAUCAAUGAAGAUAAUUCUGGUUCUUUGCUUGUUGCCAGAACCUGGCUCCGUAAUUGCGGAAGUUGAAGCGGCUGCCCUUGCGCGCGAUCUGUAUCGUUUACAGUUGGGCAAUGAGCACGAAAUGGGCGUCGCGGAGAUAGUCGAGAUGGUGAAUAAUGUGCAGGAUAAUAUGGGCGGUCUGGUAGUGGUGAACAAGCUCAACUUGCGAAACAGUGCUACGGUGGCUCUCGCAAUUCAAUACCAGGCCAACACGGUGAGGUUGCAGGGGACUCAACAGGCACGCACAGGUUUUAUAAGAAAUGGGCAAAUGAUGAACAAUGGAAUGAAUGACCUUGUCAACCUUGACUCCGGGUCAAGUUUAACAUAA
Molecule: messenger RNA, 1401 nt
Organism: Talaromyces marneffei
Lineage: Eukaryota; Fungi; Ascomycota; Eurotiomycetes; Eurotiales; Trichocomaceae
Exons: 3
Coding region: 1-1401 (466 amino acids)
Molecular function (GO): methyltransferase activity
Source: RefSeq, a predicted model, not a curated record